Messenger RNA from Arctia plantaginis, 2910 nucleotides. Lineage: Eukaryota; Metazoa; Arthropoda; Insecta; Lepidoptera; Erebidae. The record is from the annotation of a GenBank genome assembly.
AUGUGCAACGUGAAGCCCCAAGCAAGUCCCGAAAUAUCCGAAUAUCUAAAACCUAGCUCAGGACGCAGGGAUGUGAACUUCACACUAGAAACGAUAUUUGAGAUCAACCAUAACGAUGCUGCCGAUGUAAGAGCCUUAGAAAAUGCCAAGAAUUUAAUUAAUUCAGUCAAAAGAGCAUUUCUUCAAAACACCGUCCAACAACAGAGAAAUAAUAGUGAAACAGAAGUGUCCAACAACAUGACGUUCUCUGAUUUCUGUCAAAAAGUUAUCGCAGUAAUAUAUCGGUAUGAUGAUUCAGAUUUAAAAGACUUUGUUGCGAUCACGAGUGACGAAAUAAAAAAUUACCAUUACAGAGGUUGUAAGUUUCACGAGUUGGCAGAAAAUAUGAAAUUGAGAAAAUAUUUCGAUCAGUUACAAGAAAUUAACAAACACAAAUCUGCUGGUGAUAUUAAAAAGAUUUUAAACACAGUGGACAAAACGUUGAAAGACAAAAACUUAGAUAUAUACAAAAGAGGAUUUAUCGACGCUGUUAAUGAUUUAUAUAAGGCUGAUACGGUGGUGAAAUUUAAUAAAUUCUUAACAAAUAUCGAGGAUUAUAGACAGAAUGCCAGAAGGAAUAUGGAUCUUGUCAAAAUAAUUCGGUCAGGUAUUAGAUCUAUAAUAUUUGAUCAUUAUACUGAUUUAAGUGAUCAAGAGAGAUCACAAUUCACAUCCAAACUGGGCGACUUCUUCAGUUAUUACAUGGGUAUGUCUCGCGCCGUCGUGCAAAUGAAUACCGACAUGAACAAUCAAUCAAUGAGAUACAAGACAAUUAAACGUAUCGUCACAGAAACAAAAUGGAAGGCACAUAGAACGAUUCGCCCGACUGUCACACCACAUAACUACUUCAAGCAAAUGUAUGUUGAGAAGAAUUUGGAUUUAAAAUAUUAUCCGGACGCAAGUUAUAAUUAUAAUACAAAAGAUAAUACAAUGUAUGACUCAGAAACGCCAAAAUCUACCAACAAACCUGUCAUAGAAGUCAUUACGAUGAGACCGUACAUAUCUAAAAGAGUUAUGACGUCACAAAAGCUCAGGUAUGAAAUCCAUUUUAAAAGCCAUGACAUUGAGCUUAAAAGACCCAAACUUCAUUUAAAAAAGCCCGAAUUUCAAAUAAAACUCCCGGGAUCACACGUCGGCAGGCACAAAGUUCACAUUAGUCGGCCGAAUGAACUACCAGAAAUGAAUGCUCCAAUGUUUAAAUAUAAUAAAUUGAUGUAUUUGAAUGGUAAAAUACCGGCUAACACAGAAGAAUCUAAAGAAACAGAACACAAACAAAAUACUAGAAAUGCUAAAGAAAAAUUCGUAAGAUCAUCUCGAGAAGAUAGAAAGCCUUCUAACCAAAGGUUUCUAUUACCCUACCGAAAAAGUUUUGAGAACACGUCAGUUUUAAAUCGUCUCAACUAUUUAGAAAACGAACUAAGAAUUGCUAAAACUCGGAUAAAAAAUGACUCGGCAAUAAUCAGAGAUUUAAAUAAUAUCAUACGAGUUAGUGGAAAGACAGAUCACGAUUUGAAUACUAAUAAUAGCGAAUUUUUAUUAUCAGGGGAUAAUAAUGACCAAACAGAUAAUAAAGAGAAAAAAGAUGCUGUGAUAGAUUUAAAUAUUAAUCCCAAAGAUUUUAAAAAUCUUAUUAGUCUUGAAGCAAAUGAAAUACUUAGAAAAUUGAAUUUAGUGAAAGAUGACAACAUUUAUCCUAAUAAAGGUGAAAAAACAAUUAUUAGAAAAUUUGAUUUUGAUAAAACAGAAUAUAAUCAGAGGAAUAAGGAUAACUUUGAUUCUAAAGAGAAGAAAAAGGAAUUCACUUCAAUUAAAACUCAAAGAGAUACGAAUACCAAAUAUUCCACUAAACCACAGAGAGGUUAUCUCUCAGACGGAGAUACGUAUGAAAGAGUAGAAGAAAGAAUAUAUGAUUCAGAUUCUAAAAACUAUAAACCAAACGUGUCUGAUAAAGGCAAAGGAGAAAAACUAAGUAAUUUUAAAGAUGUUACAAAGAAUGCAGAAAAAAGGACCGUCUUUGCUACUAAUGACAAAAUUAAUGGAGCUAAUGAGCGGCAAUAUGAUUAUUAUUCGACUCUGAAAAAUGAUAGAGACAACAGAAUUGGCAGGAGUGAACAAUAUACUCUCUCUGAUUCAGGUAAUCCUAGAAUAGAUGAAGGCAAAACUAGCGUUUCCAUGAAGAAUGUUAAUAAUAAUCUAAAUACACAACAUACUACAGAAAUUAUAAAAAGUAUAUAUUACGCUGGUAACAGAGAACAAAGAAAACAAAAAGAUAUCGAAAACUAUUAUUUCAACAAAGCAAAUCAUAACUUAAGUAAGGAAUAUAACGCGGUUAAAAUGACACACACGUCAACUGAUCUUGGCGCAGAUAAAUAUAAAAAAGGCAAAGAAGAAAGUUACUUAAAAUUUAAAACUGAUAAAAGGUAUACAAUCUAUAGCUCUGACUCUCAGCGAUAUGAAAGUAAUGUUGAAAGGAAAAAUGAAGAUAGUUUUAAAACGAAUAUGAAACCAAAGCGUUUUCGUGUAACGCAAGCAGAAGAAAACUUACAUCCUUUUGGAGAAAAUCAUUCUGGGGCACGCGCAGUGACUAAAGAAUCACAUAAAUCGUUUAAAAAUGAUAAACCUGAAAGUAAAUUAGAUGCACAAAAGACAACUAAAAAUCAAAUAGUUGAGAUGGUUGAGAAAAGAAAAGAAAACGUUAAUUUUGUCCGAACUGUGGCACCUUCUGAAGUUCAUCCUAAGCGUUAUGUUGUGGCGAAUCAUGAAGUUGAAAAGCCAAAGUCUGAAAAAGUAAAUCUCAUAACAGCUGUCAUUCCGGUUAGUCCUCUGAUUUCUAACAGAAGGAGAAUAGAACCUAAGAAGAGAACAUUUUAA